UAGUGAUGGUGUAACAUGAAUCAAGUGAGGCUGGUAUUGGUUAUGUGACUGAGGGUGUGUUUGUGACUCAGGGUUCGGGCAAGGGGCAUACCCUGAGGCUGGCCACUAUGGUAACCCGUCGUUUGGAGGGGCGCCGGCCAACGGUUAUGGCUACGGGGCCGGAGUACAACCAGAGUAUGCAGGACUCCCUGCUGUGAAUGGAAAAGCAGGUCAUGGCUAUGGGGCAGGAGUUCAACCAGAAUAUGCAGGUCUUGGUCAAGGAGUGCCUGCUUUCAAUGGACAAUCAGGUCAUCUGGGGGGAGCUGGAAACAGAGGACAGAACACUAAGGGACAAUAUGGUGCAGCUGUCCCUGUAGGACUAGAUGGAAGCAGUCGGUUUGAGGCCCAGCCAGCCGGAAUGGACGCGGCAGGGAAAAUGGGCGGAGCCGGGCAGAUGGGCGGGGCUUACGGGGGCGCGUAUGGCGGGAUGGGAGGACUGCCGUACGGGGGCCAGGGGAUGGGCCCCCAGAAAUCCCUCACUAAGUAUGGGAUUGGAGGACUCCCAUUCGCUGGUCAACCCGUGGCCCUGGGGCCAGGGGCCGGACAGUACGGUUAUGGUGCUGGACAAGGAGGGCACAAUGCACCAGGAUUAGGAGCAGGGUACGGAGGACCUUAUGGAGGACAGGCUCCUGGGGCUGAUGGGAAAUCUGCUGCCAAAUAUGGUCAAGGUUAUGGAGGAUGGCCGUCUGAAUAUCAGCCACAAGGAGCAUUUGCUGGACCACAGUACCAGCCAGAAGCAGCAGGGGAUGCUAAAACGAAGUCCUCAGGAGGAUAUGGUGCUGGAAAGGUUCCCUACACCAAAGAGCCCCUCGAUACUGCUGGCGAGCCAGAGUCUCAGCAGCUGGGUGCAGGUGACAUCAGAUCUGGACAAUACGAAAUGGCCGGCCUGACCUAUGACCCUGCAUCCCUGGAGCCAGAGGCGGCGGUGAAAUCCUACGUGAAGGAAGUCGCUCCGAGCCCCGUCCCAGAGGUGGAAGGAGAGGGGAAGUCACUCAAAAAUUACGGUGACAAGAGCAGCAAAUACAACAAGCAGGGUUUCUUUGGAACAGCCGGUUACCAAGGUUGAUCUCAGAUGACCUCACCGUUCCACCAUUCGUUUACACUGUUGUAAAUUGUUUUUAAUUCCUAGUUUAGUGUUUGAUUUUUAUUUUUUUAUUAUCAUUUGUCAAAAUGUGUGAUUUAUGUACCAAUGUUUGGAGAUAAAAGUUUCUUGUUUGUUGUUAUUCUGAGCAUGUGUUGUCAUGUUGUAAGUAUGUUGUUAGUGUGUUGUGUGCAUGUUGUAAGUGUGUCCAUAAACUGUCAUUAGCAUGUUGAAAGUGUGCAUUGUGUCGUUUGAUUCUAGCUCGCUAGCUAACACUCUGAUGGGCUGAUUGAGUCUCUUUUAGUUCUCAUGUUUUAUCUCAUUCACUAAUUUAUUCACCAUGAAAAUGUUUUUAUAGUUCAUGUCACAGUCUUUGAUUAAAUACAUCCAGUUUGUUUCCA
This is a messenger RNA of Gadus macrocephalus (Pacific cod), 1521 nucleotides long. Its product is annotated as keratin-associated protein 19-2-like. The record is from RefSeq and is a predicted model, not a curated record. The transcript is spliced from 20 exons. The coding region runs from base 398 to 1105 and encodes 235 amino acids. NCBI's taxonomy places the organism in Eukaryota, Metazoa, Chordata, Actinopteri, Gadiformes, Gadidae.